Messenger RNA from Haemonchus placei, 162 nucleotides. The record is from the annotation of a GenBank genome assembly. NCBI's taxonomy places the organism in Eukaryota, Metazoa, Nematoda, Chromadorea, Rhabditida, Trichostrongylidae.
CCCGUUCAGUUCCCUUUUUCGGGAUUCUUGCCACCGGAUGCGUUCAACACCACGACCGCUCCGGCAACACCGACCGCAGCCGUUCAAUCGCUCGAACCGUCGUUGUUCCCGCAGACCGUUCCACUUGACUUUUGUCAACGUAAACCGCCACGAGAUGAUUGA